This is a messenger RNA of Terrapene triunguis (Three-toed box turtle), 669 nucleotides long. It is a transcript of the gene SAPCD1, whose product is annotated as suppressor APC domain containing 1. NCBI's taxonomy places the organism in Eukaryota, Metazoa, Chordata, Testudines, Emydidae. The transcript is spliced from 5 exons. The record is from RefSeq and is a predicted model, not a curated record. The coding region runs from base 1 to 669 and encodes 222 amino acids.
AUGCGGCGCUGCCCCCUGCUGUCGCUGCUGCUGGCCCCCGGGGCCGUUCAGCGCGGCUACACCAUCCUCAUCCUGCCCCUGGGCACCGGGCUGCGUAGCUGGGAGGCGGAGCACUUCUUCCUGGGGCUGCAGCGCAGGCAGGCGCGGGAGCGGGAGCGGGACGCGCUGCUGCAGGGGCUGGAACUGGCCGAGCGCCUGCGGGGCUGGUAUCGGCGCCACCUGCUGGAGGCCCAGCGCAGGCAGGAGCAGGCGGGGGCGGAGCCGGAUUAUUUCCCGGAUUCGUGCCCCAAUCAGAGCUGCCUCCUGCUGGCCAAGAUCCAGGAGGUGAAUCUCGGGCUGCGAAACCUACUGGCCAGCCCUGGAAAGGCUGACCCCCCACCCUGCUUCCCUUCCAGCCGGUUUGGGGGCCCCGUCUUCCAAAUGGGAAAGCAGCAGGAAUUUCAGCAGCAAGCCGUGAACGUGCUGAAGGAGCAGAACCGCCUGCUCAUCAAGGUACGGAGGCGGCCAUGGGCCCAGGAGGGGGAAUUUGGGACUCGGAAAACGGCGGAGGUAUCAGAGAAGAGCGACCGCAUCGCCCAGCUGGAGCAGGAGAAGGCGGCCCUGUGCAGGCAACUCCAGGAGAGCCGGGGCUACCGGCUGUCCAGCCACAAGGAGUCCACCUUCAUCUGA